AAAACUCCCAAAUUCAACUCUCUCUCUCUCUCUCUCUCUCUCUCUCUCUCUAAAACGGAGACAACCCAAAGCCAAACCCAAAGCCAAACCCCUCUUUUAAACCGCCCAAGCCGCUAAGCUUCAGUCACUGCCUGCUGGCCGAGCCGCUUCCCUCUCUCUUUUGUAGAGCCGAUCCAUCUUAUGCAGCCGCCGCCGUUAGCCAUUCCCCAGAAUUCCAGGUCUCUGUCUUUCUCUCUCUUCUCUUGUCCAGUUUCUGUCUUUCUUAAACAUUGCUUUGAGAUCUCUACUCUCUGUGUCUGUGGAAGCAGGAAGCGGCUGCUGAUGGACCCCGAAGUGAUCGAAAUCCCCCCUCCGGUUUUUCACACCAGCAAACAGUCUAAACUCAAACAGGUUUUACUUCAUGAAGUUAUCAAUGUUGACAAUGACGAAGAGUCUCCUGAUGUCAUGAUCCUUGAUGAGAAAGUUGACUCAAAGAAUAAAGGGAUAGCCAUAGAAGAUAUUUCUGAAGUUCACAAUCAAGCUAAGGACACUUUGGCCAAUCAUCUUAUCUGUCCUUUCAAAAGCUCUGCUCCAGAAUCAUAUAAAACUAGCAUCAUAGAUGGUGUUAGUUCCGAUUUGUAUGACAAUGAUUAUAUGGAUUUCACUUCUGAUGACUACAUGGAAUUUGAUGAGUAUGCACUACAAGCCCACUUUGAUAAUGUGGAUUUUCCUCCUGGUGUGGAGGCACCAGUUCUUUGGUUGCUGGGUUCUUCUCAUAAGACAACUCGUACUCUUGAUGAAAAUGCUUCUACGCAUCUGAAAAAUAAAAAGCAUUUGCAUAUUCAGGGUUCAGGAUCAUCACAACCUGCUGACGUUAGCAAGAAUCCAGCUUCAGUUAGUAAUUCAGGUUUCCAAAUUACAGUGGAUUCUGCAAGUCAGGCUUCUGGAGCAGACACAUCCUCAUCUUGGUCACUUCUGAAAAGUGUUCAUAGUAUGAAGCAAUUAAGUGCUUCACAACAUGGAGGGACCUCUAUGAAUCCCACAAGUCUCCAGAGGAAAAAGAUGACACUCACUUCGAGUGGUUCAACUAAUUAUGGUUCUGUAACCCAAUUGCACAAUGUGACAAGUAUUGAGCCGCCAGAACUCGGACAUUAUACUUCAUUCAAUUUAAAUAAUCUCAAUUUUCCAACUUUCCCUGCAAAUACAUAUGGAUUAAGUCACCCUUCUGUAAUAGGUCCCUCUAUGUCAUUAAAUCACCCUUCUGUAAUCGGAACCUCUAUGUCUUGGUUCGAAUCUCCAUUCAUGUCUUCCUACACUAACUAUACAAGUUACUCAGAUUGCUACGAUCCGUUUCAUGCUGCACAUAUUCUCCCUGAAGGUGUAACCAGAACUCCCACAGAUGUAAAUAAAGAUGAUAUUCUAAGGAAAUACCAACUUUUUAAGAAGUUUGAUACUGUUGAAGAUCAUUCAGAUCAUCACUAUACUUCCAAAGGUUAUUCAACUAACCAGCCACCCAAGAACUGGUCCAAGAGAAUUCAGGAGGAAUGGAGAAUCCUGGAGAAUGAUUUGCCUGAUACCAUAUAUGUUAGGGUUUAUGAAUCGAGGAUGGACCUAUUGAGGGCAGUAAUUAUUGGAGCCGAGGGUACUCCCUACCACGAUGGUCUCUUCUUCUUUGAUGUUUUCUUCCCUAGUAGUUAUCCCAGUGUACCACCGCUUGUCUACUAUCAUUCUGGCGGUCUUCGACUCAAUCCAAACUUAUACAGUUGUGGAAAGGUAUGCCUCAGCCUUCUCGGCACCUGGCAUGGUAAAGUGAAUGAGAGGUGGCUUCCUGGUGUGUCUACUGUACUACAAGUUCUAGUCUCCAUACAAGCUCUCAUAUUGAACCAGAAGCCUUUUUUUAAUGAGCCUGGAUAUGAAUACAUGAGCGGCUCAAGAAAUGGUGAAAUACAAUCUCAGCAGUAUAAUGAGAACACCUUUAUGUUAUCACUGAGGACAAUGGUGUAUACAAUGAGGCGGCCACCAAAGCAUUUUGAGGACUUUGUUUUGGGCCAUUUCCACAAAUAUGCUAAUGACAUUCUAGUGGCAUGUAAAGCAUACAUGGAUGGUGCUCAGGUGGGGUGUCUGGUCAAGGGUGGAGUUCAGGAUGUUGAUGAAGGUGACAAGAGCUGCUCAAAGAGUUUCAAGGAUUCUUUACCUGGGUGCAUUGAACUGCUUCUGAAAGAGUUUUCACUAAUUGGAGUCAAGAACACUGACAAGUUUCAAAAUUUGGCAAAAGUGGGGAAUAAUAAAUUGGGUAAUUUUCCCAAGGCUGCAUUGAAAGAGUUCCUGAUCUCUGGAUAACGAAUGAGUUGGCGAUUAGUAGUCGAUUUUGAGGAUUGAUGCGAAAGCAUCUUAACAUCCCUCACAUGAAGUAUAGGAUAUAUACUCCUCAAAAUUUCAUAUUGAAAGUUUUGAAAUUCAAUUAUGGAGAAUUAUAUCUUUGUUUCUAUAAGAUGCUUAGGAUAUAUACUCGUGAAAUUGUACAGAGGUGUAGAUAUGGAUCAAGAUCAUAGAUGGUUUUCUUAUAUAAUAUUAUCUGAUUAUCUUAGUUGCAUCUCUGAAAUAGCGCCAUGUCUUGGGUGUAUUUUACUCUGAAAAUGCUAGCUUGCUUCUUCCAGUUUCGGCCUUUUCAGCAAAGACUGGUAGCAAAAUUUAGUGAAGAAAAGCUCAAGGGCUUGUAAAUUCUCAUCUUGUAUUGCCAAAGUUAAUGUCUACUGUUUUAGUAUUUUUCAUUGCAAGAUAGGGGAGAAAACGAAAGGUCUUUUGCUUCUUUGAGCUGCUCUGUCUCAUGUUCACUUGUAAACUGGUGCAAUUGAAUUAAUGGCUUUUUUUUUGGCCCA
Manihot esculenta (cassava) is the source of this 2858-nucleotide messenger RNA. RefSeq names its product probable ubiquitin-conjugating enzyme E2 26. Bases 181 to 2319 code for a protein of 712 amino acids. Lineage: Eukaryota; Viridiplantae; Streptophyta; Magnoliopsida; Malpighiales; Euphorbiaceae. Gene Ontology annotation, molecular function: ubiquitin conjugating enzyme activity. The record is from RefSeq and is a predicted model, not a curated record. The transcript has 7 exons.